Molecule: messenger RNA, 373 nt
Organism: Monoraphidium neglectum
Lineage: Eukaryota; Viridiplantae; Chlorophyta; Chlorophyceae; Sphaeropleales; Selenastraceae
Exons: 1
Source: RefSeq, a predicted model, not a curated record
AUGGCCGCCGCAUCCGGCCUGAUGGACCUGGGGCAGCUGCUGACAUCAGUGGACGCGCCCAGCAUCCAGUUGUGCGGCAAUGACGCAUUUGCCCUGCUUAUCACCCGCGACACACUGGCGCACAUGCUGGACCCAAAGCAGGUGCCGGGUUGGUGGACCCCGCCUGGCGGCAUUAUGGCAGCACCACCGGCAGGUGACGCGGGCGGCGCGGCCGCCCCUGCGGACAGGGCGGCCUGCUUCGAGAGCCCGCUGCCCCACGCGGCGGCACGCCGCGCGUUGCCCGCCCCCAAGCAGCCAAACACUUGGCUGUUUUGUGACGACAGCACAGCAAACGUCGGCUCCCUGAUCACCCAAGUCCUGCAAACCUCAGCCG